AUGGGGGUUCACCAAAUGAAAAUGGCCCUUAUUUUCAGUGUGACUUACUUAUGUUUUCUUGUUCCUGUUCUUCAAGCAACACUUCCAAAUGCCACCAUCUCAGAUCUGUCCUUCAAAAACAUGGACUUUGCCAUGGACCUUUACAGGAAAAUAUCAAGUUACCACGACAAGAACAUCUUUUUCUCACCCCUGAGCAUCUCUACGAGUUUCGCUGCCCUCUCCUUAGCUUCUGGCGGCAUCACACAAAGGGAAAUCCUGAACGUGCUCAACCUGGAGCAGCUGGACACGGCUGACCAGCCAGAACUUCUCCCGAGACUCUUUCAACUCCUACAUGAGAACAUCUCCCAAAACGGCUCUCUGAAAGUAGAACAAAGCAUGGCCCUCUUUCUCCAACAGCAUUUUGAAGUAGAGAGGGAAUAUGAAAACCAAAUGUCGAAAUUUUUUGAUGCCGACAUCAAACGUGUAGAUUUUUCUAAUGUAGAAGGAAGUAUCACGUUCAUCAAUGAGUACAUCAAGCAGAAGACAAGAAACAAAGUUACAGAUGUGAUUUCUUCCUUAGACGAAGGGACUCAGCUACUGCUAGUCAACACUAUUUUCUUCCAGGGAGACUGGCAGAUGCCUUUUGACCCUGAUUUCACUAGAGAUGCGCCAUUUCAUCUCAACAACUACCAUAUUGUUGAAGUGCCCAUGAUGUCCAAAGAGGACAAGUUUUACACAAUGGAAGAUCUUCGUCUUGGUGCAAAAGUGCUUAAACUGCCAUACAAGGAAGGUGUGUCCAUGCUAAUCCUGCUCCCCAACAAAGGCAUGGACUACACGACUAUUGAUGACCAAAUCAGUGCUGAGAGAUUCCAGAUCUGGAUUAAAGGGCUGAGAAAAAUCAAACUGGAAGUCAACAUGCCAAAAUUCAAGCUGGAGAGGGCCUAUUCUCUGCACAACCUUCUGCCAGAUAUGGGCAUGACUAGUCUAUUUACUACUUCAGCCAUCCUAUCGAGGCUCAGUAGCGGUAGCGGCCUUAAAGUGUCGGAGGUGCUGCACAAGGCUGUGAUCGAGGUGGAUGAGACUGGGACAACCGCGGCAGCCGCAACCACGAUCGGCAUCAUGCCAUACUCCCUGCCACGGAUGUUCAUCAUCAACAGACCCUUCUUCUUCUUCAUAUACCACGAGGACACAAACUCUCUGCUGUUCAUGGGCAGGGUGAUCGACCCCACCAAACAGUAGUUGUCACCACUCUUGCGGCUUGCAUGGUGAUAUUGUGUUUAUUCAGGAGAGGCUAGUGUAGUAUAUCAUCUUGCUGUCCUGUAAAAGUAAUAUAGGCCUUGCAUUUUUUUUCUUUUGGAUUGAAUUAGUAUUUGUUGUAACUUUAAACGGAAGACAACUUGAACUUCAUCAGAAAAGUGUUAGAUGUAUAGUUACGAGAAACAUGUAAUCUACUCACUUUCUCAAGGAUGAAUGUCUUGUCAAAUAGGUCUAGUAAGAUGUUUCAGUAAGCCACUGGUUUCAAGUGUUAAAGCUGUAGCUGCUGACUAAUAAAAGUUUUAAACAAUAUCACUACCACCCAAAUGAAAAACAAACAAAAGUCUCAGCUUUCAGGCUGGAAAAACUCUCCAGAUUAUUUAUUAAAAAUUCUUUAAAAUAUACCAUACAACUUAACAUCAAUAUAUUUCUUAAACAUAUUUUUUAAAAACUAAAAAAACAUAACAGAUGACCAAAGCGCUGUGCAUAAUAUGGAUGAGAAAAACUUAAGAAUAGCACAUAUUAAAAAGAUGUAUGCAAACACCAAAUCGCUUCCAUUCCCAAAAAUCAAAUUCCCAGUGAAAAAAAACUAUUCUUGAUAAGUAACAUAAACUUACUAAAAAGGUGGAGCCAGAAUUGAGUAUAUCUCAAUUGAUUUUUUUUCUUGCAUAUUGUUUGAACAUGUGUUAUUGUGAGAUCUGGCCAUUUUACCUAAUUAUGUCCCCAAAACACUCAAAGUAUUAGAAAAUGUAAAACUCUCAUUACUUUGAUCACCUUACACACAACAUAACUAUUAAAGAGACGGUUCACUUUUUUUUUGUCCACGUUGGACUAAAUAAAGUUUUUCAAACCACGUGAUCAAUACUGUCAUGGCUGCCCCCUCGUGCAGUGCGUGGCCGUCUUCAAAAAAGUAGCUGCAUUUGGAUAUUGCGGACCUUGAAUCAAGUUAAGGUAAACUCGGGGUGUUUUUCAUUGUUCGUGUUCGUUUUCAGACUAAAAACCUUUUAUAGUGGGACACGCUUUCGUGCCUCAGUCGCCACGUUGGCCAUUAUUUCUAAGUUCUGCCGGGUCCAGCUGUAGGGAAAUGAAGACGCAGAAGAUGAAGCCCAAGAACAAGCGCUUCUCCUCCGGGGUGAAGCGGCCGGUCAAAAGGACCAUCAACAUGAGAGGAACGUGGAAAGCGAUAGAGGUCGACCCCAGCCUGUUCUCGGAGGAGGGCUUGGAGGGGCUGGUGUGUUUCGAGGAGCUGACGAACUACCGCCUGGUAGACACCGAGAAGGCUGCCGCCAAGGCGGCUAAACAGCUACAGAAGGAGGAGAAAAAACACAAGAAGAGAAAGAUUAGCGAGCCACCGGAGGCCGGGGAGAAUGGAGAAGAGCCAACCGAACCGGCCGGGAAAAAGGCCAAAAAGAAGAGAAAGAAGACGAAAGCCACUGCAGAGGAGUCGGUUAAAUCACACGACGCCGGUGAAGAAGAGCUGAAACAGGAGGAGAAGAAUGCCUGUCAGGAGGGGGGAGAGGCUAAAGUGUCAGAUGAAGCUGCGGAGGACUCUGAAGGUGGCACACAGGCAGGUAAAGCCAAGAAGAGAAGCAAAGAGAGGAAGAAGAAGAAACCCAGACAGCGGACAGAAGAAGAUGAAGGCACCGCGGGACAGGCCAACCUUGAAGCUCCAUCAGAAAAAGAAAAGCCCAGUCAGGAUCGGUCACCGAAGCCCCCCAAAAAGCAAGCCAAAAACUGGACCAACGCAGCGCGCUCUGGUUGUGAAGAGAUGAGUUCAGACGUGAGUGCGUGGAAGGACCUGUUUGCCCCGGCCCCUGUGCUGAGGGCUCUGAGCAGUCUUGGGUUCGGUUCACCCACACCCAUUCAAGCCCUGGCGCUGCCUCCGGCCAUCAGAGAUCGUUUGGACAUACUGGGAGCUGCCGAGACCGGAAGCGGGAAAACACUGGCCUUUGGUAUUCCCAUGAUUCACGCCAUCCUGGAGUGGAAGAGCGGCUCCGAAGAAAAUGCCGACGACGGCGGCCAACCAGUUGAGAGUUUGUAUUUGCCACCUGUGGAGGAGCCCGCGGAGUCGGGAAGCCCAACGGAAGCGGACGGGGAUGCAAACUCGGACGCAUCAGAGGAAGGAGGUCUCUCUGAUCCGGAGGAGAAGGAUCCGAAUGAGCUGCCGGGAUGUGUUCAGGUGAUUGAAAAGGCAGAGUUUGACCUGGACGCAGACGCAGCCGCCGGCCGCCGCCAGCCGCUCCUGGGUCUGGUUCUCACUCCCACCAGGGAGCUGGCAGUUCAGGUCAAGCACCACAUCGACGCCGUCGCAAAAUUCACAGAUAUCAAAACGGCCAUAGUGGUGGGCGGAAUGGCACAGCAGAAGCAGAGGAGGAUGCUGAAGCGCAGGCCCGAGAUCAUUAUCGCCACUCCAGGGCGUUUGUGGGACUUAAUAAAGGAACGACACCCUCACCUGCUCAACCUCAGGCUGCUCAAGUGUUUGGUCAUCGAUGAGGCCGAUCGCAUGGUGGAACGAGGUCACUUUGCAGAGCUGGAGAGUCUCCUGGAGAUGCUGAACACCACACACUUUAACCCCACCAGGCAGACCUUUGUGUUCUCCGCCACCCUGACGAUGGCUCACGUUCUCCCCACCCGUCUGCUUCAGAAGAAGAAGAAGAAUCUGGACAAGAGGAGCAAACUGGAAAUCCUGAUGGAGAAGGUGGGAAUCAGGUUGAAACCCAAAGUCAUAGACCUCACCAGGAAGGAGGCGACGGUGGAGACGCUGACCGAGACCCAGAUCCACUGCCAGAAGGAAGAGAAGGACUUCUACCUCUAUUACUUCUUGCUUCAGUAUCCGGGGCGCACCAUGGUGUUCGCCAACAGCAUCGACUGCAUCAAGAGGCUCAACUCUCUGCUGGUCAUCUUGGACUGCACUCCGCUGCCUCUGCAUGCCAACAUGCACCAGAAGCAGCGUCUGAAAAACCUGGAGAGGUUUGCUGAGAGGGAGAGCUGUGUUCUUCUGACUACCGACGUGGCGGCGAGAGGCCUGGACAUCCCUGAUGUCCAGCAUGUCAUUCACUACCAGGUGCCCAGAACAUCGGAGACGUACGUCCACCGCAGUGGCAGGACGGCAAGAGCCACUAAAGAGGGCCUCAGCCUGCUGCUGACCGGUCCAGACGACAUGGUGAACUUCAAAAAGAUCUACAAGGCUCUGGGAAAGGACGAGGAGCUUCCCACCUUCCCCGUAGAGUCUAAAUGCAUGGAGGCCAUCAAGGAGCGCGUGAAUCUGGCCCGGAAGAUAGAAAAGAUUGAGUUCUACAACAGCAGAGAAAAGCAGCAUGACUCCUGGUUCAGACAGGCAGCAGAAGCCCUGGAGUUGGACCUAGAUGAGGAUAUUUUACUGGGUGGCGGAAAAGAUGACGAUGAUGACAGAGAGCAGCGCAAGAUGGUGAAGGGAAUGAAAAAGCAUUUGAAGCUGUUGACCUCUCAGCCAAUCUUCAGGGAUGUGAUAAAGACCAAAUACCCGACACAGCUGGGGAAACUGCCCCCGAUGUUUCAUUCAGGGAUUGAAAGUGCCCUGACCACGGUUUCCACACAACAAAACAAACAGAAGUUAAAGAAAGCUGUUCAGCCCCAGCAGAAAAAGCAGAAGCAGAGGAAAGGAAGGCGGCAGGAGGAGCAGUGA
Molecule: messenger RNA, 4897 nt
Organism: Menidia menidia (Atlantic silverside)
Lineage: Eukaryota; Metazoa; Chordata; Actinopteri; Atheriniformes; Atherinopsidae
Source: the annotation of a GenBank genome assembly